Molecule: messenger RNA, 4631 nt
Organism: Entelurus aequoreus (snake pipefish)
Lineage: Eukaryota; Metazoa; Chordata; Actinopteri; Syngnathiformes; Syngnathidae
Product: platelet glycoprotein Ib alpha chain
Exons: 2
Coding region: 876-1505 (209 amino acids)
Cellular component (GO): plasma membrane
Molecular function (GO): protein binding
Source: RefSeq, a predicted model, not a curated record
UUUAAGGGAAUACUUGACAGGACACGCCUGUGCAUUUUUGUCUUUUCCUACAUGUUUAGUCCUGGAAAAGGUAUACGAAUGUUUAGCUUGAGGGUCCAACUUCUAGCUUUCAACGACGUUUUGUUCUUGAAAGUUUUAGAGGCAAACGCUUGGUGAUUAAGGAGGAGAAUGGAGGCGUUGUUUCACAGGAAACUGGAGAGGAUGUUGCAUUGUUUGGGACUGAGAUCAUCCAGAUCCCCCCGGAUUUAUGGCUUGACACACACGUUAAUAAAUCCUGCUUGCGAAAUGUGAUUGUGUAAAGUACUUUCAAAAGCCAAAGGUCAUCUGCUCCGUCUAUGGAAAAGGCCGAACAAGGCAGAUGUUAAGCCUCUCUUAUCGCCUUGAUGACGUGCAAGGUUUCCUCCUGCAAGCUUUUCAAGCAUGACAUCAGCCGUGCAGCAUGCAAAUAAUAGAGACGGCCAUUCUGCAGGUGACAAUGUUUCAUUUUUACACUUCACAGAGUUCAUUUUAAAGUCCCCAAACUGUGUUUAUAAAGCGACUCAUCACUCGGCAAAUAACACAUACCGCAUGACUUUGGAGCAGUGCUCUUGUCACGUCGGGGAUUUCGCAGCUUACUACGGGGUCGUUCUCGCAGGAAUGCAGACGGACUACUCCGGAUAAGGCGUACAGCACUCCCGAUCCAUAACUACAGCAUCACCAUGCCGACGCCCGCCAUAUCUGUAGCAACCGAGCAUCCUCAGAGGAGUGUGGCAGUUUAUGAUGUUUCUACGCAGGCCGGUUGCCACUGAGGCCACAGAGCGUUGAGGUGGGUGCAUGGAACAUGUUUUUUAUAACAGUGCAGGCCUGGGAUUGAUUUUGGUCUUCAUCCUGCAGAGAUGCUUCAUCAGUGGAGCAUCCUUGUCGUCACUCUGCUGAGGAUGGAGCUUGUGGGGGGCUGCCGGUGUCCACCUGCCACCAUCUUGUCUGCGCUCCCAUCAGAGGUGCCCGCCACCGUCUGUUGCCUAAACUUCUCCGGCUCCACUUUGGACCACGUGCAGUGGUCUUGGCUGACCAACCAGACCGGCCUGCAGAUUCUGGAUCUUUCCCACUGCAACAUCACCUCAGUGAAGCUGUCAGGGGUGGGGGCCUCCUUACUGGAAAAGGUUUACUUGGGCCACAACGGAAUAGCAGUUUUGCCACAGAACUUCCUGGCUGGACAGCCCCGCUUGGAGGAGGUAGAUCUCAGCUGGAAUAGACUUAAGAAGCUCCCAGAAGGUUUCCUUCAGGACUCGGACAACCUGAAGAGGUUGUUUCUGCAGGACAACCAGCUUCGCUUCCUUCCGGCCUCGGUGCUGCAGAGGCCCGCUCUGCAGAGCGUGGAGCUGGCCGGUAACCCUUGGGACUGCUCCUGCUCUUUCCUGGAUGUCCUGCAGGACAACAAGGACACAAGGACAGAGGGCUUGACGAGAAACUUGACAUGCGUCUCCCCCCUGGAAACUGUCAGGCCGGGCGGUGUGGUCCCGUGAACCUCAGCGACGUGUGCCGCCCGACCAGCCUCACUGCGCUCUUCAUUGCCCUCCCGCUCCUCAUUCUUUCCACCCUUGUGGUCUGCUGGUGCUGCGGGAGGAAGAGGAAAGAACCCCCACGUUGGGGCCUCAAAAAAAAGGACUAGCAGUUUCCAUGGCACUGGGGCGAAAGGUCACCGCAAGAUGCCGGCCCCUGAAGGUGUCGAGAAGAAGUCGAUUGACAGCGUUGGGCAUGACGUCCAGGUUCCCAAACUCCUGGGCAGUGCCGCCAACAUCGAUGAAGAGAAGGAGCUCCAGAAGGGUUCUGUGGAGUCUCUCCCGCCAGGCUUCUGCUCCUCAGAGGCAAAGCCGAGCAGGUCCGAGUUUGACUCGGUUAGUGUGACGGAGGUGCUGAAAGACUCGGCGGCCCGGGAGAAAGCUUACAUGACUCAGUCCACGGAAUAUUACAGCCUGGUACCAGGAAUACAGUUGGAUGACUCGGACCAUGGCGAGUAUGACAAGUGUGGACAUUAAGAUGUUUGUUUUGGAAACUUACUGCAAUGGAAAAUCCUGAGGUUGUGCACUGCAAAAAGUCAGUGUUCAAAAACAAGAAAAAGUAAACAUAAAAUGAGGGGUAUUUUAUUUGAAUUAGCUAAAUUAUCUGCCAAUAGAACAAGAAAAUGUGGCUCGUCAAGACUUUCCAAAACAAGUAAAAUUAGCUAACCUCAAUGAACCAAAAAUACCUUAAAAUAAGUAUAUCCUCACUAAUAACAAGUGCACUUUUCUUGGUAGAAAAAAAAAAAGAGACCUUUUUGCUCAAUAUGUUGAAAAAUAUUCCUAAAUUAAGUAAAUGCUAGUGCCAUUAUCUUGGCAUAAUGAUAUGUGCUCGGCAUUAUAUUACUUGAAACCAGCAAACUUAUACUAAAAACUAGUUUAUUGUUCUUAAUGGAAAGGCAACAAGGCAAGCGAUUGUUACUCUCGGGGUCUCCUAGCGCUCAGGCAAAUCAUAUGGUCUAAAAAUGCAUUUUUCUAUCGAUAACAUGACAUCAUCGCGCCAAGUGCGUGCUCUUUCAGUCAAUUAGUGCGCAUUUAUACAGCCUGGCCCCCGGCAAAAAAUGUUUAAUUGUAAUUUUGAAGAAUUUAUCUGAAUGUGCAUGAACUAUUUCUGUUCAAAAUAGUUUGAAAUGUCACAUGUUAAAUGUUUAAAUAUUAACUGUCAGUUUACUGUACUGUGGCCAACUGUACUACUAUAUGAGUACGUGUUUUCUAUUGUUUCAUUGAAAAUAAAAACGCAAAGUCCAUUUGGCUGUCAUCUGUUUUAAUUAUGAGACACAAUUGUGUCAAAGUCAUGAUUUUUUUUUUCAAGCUUGUAAUAAGAAAUAAUUACUUUAAAAAAGUAGUGUUAUACUUGUGAGUGUUGAUGACACAGCUUUGCAACAGUUGAUAUUCUAGUUUCAAGCAUGUUUUACUCAAUAUAGCUCAUCAAAUCUCAGCAACAAGCUGUAAUAUCUUACUGACAUCAUUUAGGACCAAAACUAGGGAUGUCCGAUAAUGGCUUUUUGCCGAUAUCCGAUAUGCCGAUAUUGUCCAACUCUUUAAUUACCGAUACCGAUAUCAACCGAUACCGAUAUCAACCGAUAUAUGUAGUCGUGGAAUUAACACAUUAUUAUGCCUAAUUUGGACAACCAGGUAUGGUGAAGAUAAGGUACUUUUUAAAAAAAUGAAUCAAAUAAAAUAAGAUAAAUUAAUUAAAAACAUUUUCUUGAAUAAAAAAGAAAGUAAAACAAUAUAAAAACAGUUACAUAGAAACUAGUAAUUAAUGAAAAUUUGUAAAAUUAACUGUUAAAGGUUAGUACUAUUAGUGGACCAGCAGCACGCACAAUCAUGUGUGCUUACGGACUGUAUCCCUUGCAGACUGUAUUGAUAUAUAUUGAUAUAUAAUGUAGGAACCAGAAUAUUAAUAACAGAAAGAAACAACCCUUUUGUGUGAAUGAGUGUAAAUGGGGGAGGGAGGUUUUUUGGGUUGGUGCACUAAUUGUAAGUGUAUCUUGUGUUUUUUAUGUGGAUUUAAUAAAUAAAAAAAUAAAAAAACCAUACUGAUAAUAAAAAAACCGAUACCGAUAAUUUCCGAUAUUACAUUUUAACGCAUUUCACUAACCAAAACCCUUAAAACAAGUAAAACACUCUAACAUAAAAUCUGCUAAGUGAGAAGAAUUAUCUUAUCAGACAGAAAAUAAGCAAAUAUCACCCUUAUUUGAGAUAUUUCAUCUUACUUAGAUUUCACUUUUUGCAGUGUGAAAAUAGGAUUUAAUGAAAUUUUUUUUGGCAUUUCAUUGCUGUUUGCCUUUAUAGUGUACGCUCAAAUAAAAUUGUGCAAAACAUUCAUACUUUGGCCUAUUUUCAAUACUUCUGAAGAUAUCAACAACUGUAUUUUUUUGAAAGUUACACUUUACUGGACAUGUAACACAUUGAACUGAGUGAAUUAGAAUGAUCAUGGCUGUUUUUUUCAGGAACGUUGCUAAACUCCGCCCCUCACUCACUCUCUUUGAUGCCGAGAGGCUCGUCCACGCCUUUGUCUCCUCCAGGGCUAGACUACUGCAACGCACUUCUUGUCGGGAUCCCCAGCAAGAACAUCCAGAAGCUGCAAUACAUACAGAAUAGUGAUGCUAGGAUCCUGAUGAGAGUGCGGCAAUAUCACCAUAUCACACCAACUCCUCCUGUUCCACUCAGGAUUGAAUUCAAAGUCUCCCUACUAACCCACCAGUGCCUCCAUGGAAAUGCCCCCCUCUACCUCAAAGAACUACUCACCCCCAAAUCCUCCACAUGACACCUCCGCUCCGGACAGGCUAACCUCCUCCACCUCAGAGGACAAAGCUACGAGCAAUGGGAGACCGGGCUUUCUGCUACGCUGCUCCCAGUCUGUGGAACGCUCUCCCUGCCACCUGAGGGCACCACAGACUGUGGAUGUUUUUAAAAAAGGCUUAAAAACCCUUCUUUUUUUUAGAUAUAUGCAUACUACUUUUAGCUAUUUGGCUGUUCUAGUUUUUAUUUAUAUUUAUUUUUUUAAAUUUUUUAUUAUCUUUUUAUUUUUAUUUUUUUAAUACACUGUAGCACUCUGAGGUCGUUUACUCAAUGUAAAGUGCUUUU